AUGGAGGUCCUGCGGAAGUCUUCAGUAUUCGCCGCAGAGGUUCUUGAUGUAUUUGACCGCUCGCUGACCGAGAAGGAGCUGGUGUCCCAGUCUAAGGCCCUAUGCAGAGACUACAUACUAUCCAGACUCAACCAGAACGGACUUGGAUGGUCCAAAACUGAGCUCAAUCUCUCUCCUUCAAAUGCAGCGUUGGCUGAGGUGUCUUUGGUUCUUCUCUGUUUAGGUAAGAAAGUAGCUGAGAAGCAGUAACAUUUUUACAUGUCUGCUGUACAUUCAAGGCUGGGGUCUUUACCUCUCAGUGAACUUUGAACCUCAUAUGUCCAGGAGAAGAUGACUUGAGUUAGAUGAAAUGGUCACACAAUAGUUUAGUUUUUGAAACCAGUCAGUUUCCCCCUGUUUUUACUGUAAAGUCUACAUUCAUGAUAACGUUCAUGGAUAGCAACAAUUUCAUGUUUCAGUCGUUCAUAAACAGGAUGUUUUGGAUAUCAUCAACAUCUCAUAAUAUAACCCUGAACCAUGCAAAGCCAAAAGCUUUACAUGGUUCAGCUUCUCUUCAUAUUCCCUUAAAAUAUGCCAAUGUGGAUCUAAAAUGUAUGACUUAAAACUAACUAACAGAUCUGAGAGCUUAUCCUCCUCCUUCAAAGUUUUAACUGCUUUAGCAUAAAAUGAAAAUAAGUUGAAGAAACUAAUGUGUAUUAUCAUUGACAGUCUUAGGGUUUGGCAAAAUCUUGUUCAGGGUGUGGAUCCCAUGUUUAAGUACUCAUACAAGAAGAAGUCACAGAGUCAAAAAUGCUGGUGUUUUUCACUGAAAUUUGAGACUACAAUUAGAUUUGAAUUGCAGCACUUCAAAGUAAAAGACUUAACUUCUAAACCCAAUCACACUGUCUGCUCUCUAAAAGGAUAGUAAUUGAUAAAUUGCUUUUAUUAGCUACAAACACUAAAAGCUGAGGUGUGUCUUUCUUACGUGAAGCCAGUGUGAGAUUACUGUUGUGACAGUGAUCUUAUUGUUAAUCCUGAGAGUAAAAUACAGGGUUUUUGUGCUGUAAUCUACUUUUAGAUAAAAGAAGGCAGGGAGAGGUGAUGACUCAAGAGACCAAGAGGAAUUUAUUGAUUCAUAUACUUCCUCUUUUGGUUAACAUUGUUCUGUUCUGUACGCUUGUAUUGAUAGUUAUGGAUCAUAACUAAAAUUUCGGAGUGUAUUUUCUCAGUAAUUUGAAUAGACAUCUUAAAAAUCUCCAUCGUUUGUACUCAAAGUCUUGUGAUCGAUUCAUAAGCAAAUAUUUAGGCGUUAUCAUUUGAAAUGAAAAUGCUGAUCUCAGCUAUCACUAUGUAUUCUCUAGUACAGCAAUAUCCAUUUUAUUAUUAUAUGUAUUUUGUAGGUGUGAUAUAGUAGUACAUAUUUUUCAUUUUUACAUCAGUAGCUGAAUUUCUGCACUUUAUGAGUAAACUCUGAUAAUAAGUUGACUUCCGGGGUUUUUACCUUUUGCACAUUUUCUGGGUGAGGCCCCAUAUAACCUCUGUACAUGAAUUCAUGCCACGUGUUUUUGUGUGAAAGAACAAUUUACAUCCAGGGUUGAGUUGUAGUGAAUGUUGCAGUAUGAACUGUAAAACAGUCUGUAUAAUCCAGAGUCUUUCUAACUUCAGUUUCAAACCAAAUCUACAUUUUGGUUUCUAUCUAUCAUUCUAUGAUUUUCUAAACAGACUUUGAUGCCUCUCUUUCUGUCUGUGCUUUCUGUCUUGUUACCUAGGUGAUGAGCUGGAGUGUAUGCAGCCCAGUUUGUACAGGAACGUGGCACGGCAGCUCAACAUUUCUGUUGCUAUGGAGAAUAUGGUUUCGGAUGCCUUCAUCGGCGUGGCAACAGAGAUCUUCUCAACAGGUACACAGCUGUUUUCUGGAGGUGAUGAUGAGAGGGUGAUGAUUCUGAAGAUGUAGCACAGUGUUUGCUGAUCAAGAUGGAAAAGAAAAAUGUAUGUUUUAGCUGAGUACAUACACUCAGCACUGGAAGUUAAACAGAAGUUAUUUAAACUUUCAGUUUUCAUGAGUUUUGAUGCAGGUUUUAUAGGCUGAGAGAAAAAACAUGGUUCCAGCUGAGACCAGGGUCCAUAAAAACAGUUGACCAGUAUUCAUGUCACACAUGGAAAAUGGGAGAAAAAAAGUGUAAGGUCCGUGGAAAUCUUGCCUGAGAAAACUAAUAAACUGUUCUCCUUAUUUCCAAAACAGAUGACAUUGCUAAUGUGAGUCUCAUCAAAUUCACAAUAUCUUUUGGACGGUAGUUCUAAGAAUAGGAUACAGGCUGUAAAAAUCCCAAAUUAAUAACACCCAGUGAACCUGCAGGCUAGAUGACAUAAAGGUAAUUCAGUCAAGACCAUUUUCAGAAAUAGAAAAAGAUUUGUAUGCAAUAGUUUGGAGACCUCCUGCCCCUCCACAUGAUUACGUGGAAUGCCAAAACCUGCAGAAGGAAGAGCACAUCUUCCCAUAGUUGAAUGUGCAUACAUGAAAAGUCAAGGCAGGGAGAGAAGCAACAACCAAGACCCUCGAGAACAGAAUAGUGCUGGCAUCAGCGACAAUACAUCUGACACUGAUGAAAUCUGGCACAGCAAGAGAAGACAGCUGAUAUGGGCGAGUGUUAGGAUCAGGUGAUACACUUUGGGCUGAGCUUUACUUUGUGGCCUGCCUGAACAAACACCACACUAAAUCAUUAGAAGUGGAGUGGUCAAAACUUGAUUUGAUGGAAAGAAUAGUAUAUUUUUCAUGUAAAAGUAUUCUAGCUGCUUUCUUUACUACAAGGUGGACAGAUAAUGCUGCUUUUUUCUUGUCUUGUUUCAAAAAAGUUGAAUAAUGUAAAAUUUGUUACCAUGUUUGGUUUAGUUAUUUGAGAUGAUGUUCGAGCUGGCUUGUUUCACACACAAAAGAUUAAGGUUUAAGAUUCAGCUUUGGCUUACAGUGCUGGUUUCAGAUGUUUCGACUGUGUGUUUGGCAUUGUUUGAAGAGUUUAAAAAUGAAUGGAACUUGGUUAAAACUACAAAUGGAAGCGUUAACAUUAUCAAGUCAAACAUUAGCUUAUUAUAUGUGUACGGUACUGCUUUUAUUUUUUUGCCAUCAGAUUUGUCCUCUCAAAUUAAUAGUCCACUUAUAAAAAAAAUGUCUAAAGGAGUGGGGACCCUGGAAAAACCAUUGAGUUUGUGAAAUAUUCUACUUAUGGGAUGCUGGAGUCAAGUUAUUUCACAUGAGCAGCCGUCUUGCUUGUCACUGAAAUGUCUUAAAUCCAUUUACAACUGACCCAUUUUAGAGAAGGGGUUGUAACUGGCCUGACCUGAAUCAGGUGUAACAGAGAUCAGCUUGAGCAGGAGGGAUGAGAUUGUAAAGACAAAAAAAGUAAAAAAAAAAAAAGUUUGCAGAUGUUUGGAAGUGUUUUUGCCGGCUGUUAUCAGCUUUAAUAUCUCCAUACUGUUGGGUCUACAUUCAGUUCACAGAGCAGCUUACAUGACUGUAGAUUUGAAGUCUCGUUAGGUUACAGAAGGUUUAUAUAUUGGAUUUUUUAAUUUUCAUAUUUGAAUAAUAGAUACAAUAAACUCAAAUGUAAAAUGUUUUCUUAAGACUUGGGUUCUGUCAGCCCCUUUGGUGCUUGACUGGACUUGAAUAUCUUCAGUCUUUUCAAACUGUAUGUCUUGUUUGUACUGGCUCUCAGUUUUGUUUUUAGUUGUCACGGCAACGAAUCUGGUGUGUACGCCGUAAGCAGCAGUGACAUUUUAAAGUAUCCAAAUAAAAAGAGCGACUUUAUGCCUUUUGUGUGUGAGCCUCUGGGAAGGAUUAGACGGUCUGACUGCAGUGUGAUGCAAGAGUAAAUUUGGACUUGUUUCCUGGAAAGAUCAAAAAGAGACUCAGUCGAUAUAAUUUUCAUGCCUGUGUUCUGGCAAAGCUUGUGCUUUCUUUGACGUCACGAGGAUGCAAUUUUUGAACACAGCGUGGGAUUCCUCCUGAAGAAUAACAAACUGGUGAACCCGUGCUGCCCCUGCCUUCUGGGACGGGCUGAAACAGGAUAAAAAUAGCAACAAGUAUUGGACUUUGUUUUCCCUGCUGUUCAGAGUUUAUUUCAUAACCACCUCUUUGGCUUUCUUCCUUCCUUUUAUGUUCCUAACAUGAGUCUAGAGACAACAGAGAACUAUAUGUUUGGUGAUUGUUUGAAUCAUAACCACAAACUUAUUUGGCCCAGAUCUGAGCUCUGCCUCCUUUCAUAGAAAACCAACAUGGUUUGUCUUCCCUUUAUCUAUCUUUGUCUGCCUCCUACUUCUCUCCUCUCUUUUUCCAUCCUCCUCUCCUCCUCCGGUUUUAUCCCUGACAAUCUUGUCUCUAUUCUGGGCCUGCUUCUCAGGAAGGAGUGAGACGUGACGUUCUCUGACAGCUUCCAUGUACACUUAUCUCUUUAAGCUUGCCCAGAGCUCUAUCCCCUUUUUAGCCUCAGACGGACUCUGCAAGUCAGCUCUGAAGAACAGCCCCAGCCAUGCGAUCCUUCCUAAAGAGGCUAAUGUCAUUAAGCGCUGUAUUACAUCACUGACAGUAAUUAUAACAAUCCCCGCUGCCCUGGAAACUGUACCUAGAAAUGGACCACAUGCCUUUUAUUAUCAGAUUGGGUUGUUUAAGGAGAAAUGACUUUUAAGAAUUUGUCUUGUUCAGCCCCAUGACUCUUGACCAUCAUUUUCUGACACCGUUGACCUCACCUACAUCUCAAACUGCAUCAUUGUUUACCCACCCGUCCACCGAGAAAACACAGACCUACUCUUUUAAUUUACAACAGGCACAGUAUGACGUUUGAUCAGCUGCAUUAGCACAAUUCACUGCACUGUUGACUCAUACCUGGUGGUAGCAUUUUAUUUCAGUCCAAGGUCCACCAGCUGCCCCACAUAUCUUGAAUAAGGUCAGAGGAAAUCCAACAGACGGGAUGUGAGGACUGGGAUGAGCACCAGUAAGAACAUGUGAUUGUGUGCUGGAAUCAAAAUGACAUUUUAUUGACCCCAAGCAGCCCAAAUUUCAAUUCGGUUUUUAAUUCUUGCCUGUCAAUAGUCAGUGUCUUCAGCUUGAACCUUGUUUUUAUGAUGUAAGAUGUUAUGUGAGGAAAAAGGAAGAUCUUUCAGUUGGCUUUGCAGAGCACUUAGAAGUUAAUCUCUAAUAAGCAUAUCUCUGAGUUGAGAGGGACUGUUGCUACAACAUUUUCGUUGUGUAUAGCAGCAUGUUGAUGGAGCCUGCAUACCUUAAAGGGUAAAAAUAACACAAUGUCUGUUUUUUUUUUUUUUUCUGCCUGUAGGUAUCACGUGGGGGAAAGUGGUGUCCAUGUAUGCAGUAGCAGGAGCCCUGGCAGUGGACUGUGUCCGACAAGGCCAUCCAACCACUGUCCACAUUUUAGUGGACAGUCUGGGCCAGUUUGUUCGCAAGUUUCUGGCUCCGUGGCUGAAGAGAAGAGGGGGAUGGGUAAGUGGCCUCUGCUGUAUAAUCAAGUUUCUUGUAUAUUUGUCUUUUGGUUUCUAAGAUAUUUUGGGUUAGAAAAAGUUAUGUGAACCAGGAUGACAUUUAAGUUGAAAAGAGUGGAAAACCACUGCUACAGAAUUCUCAUCUUUGAGCUCUUCUGGCCUGAAACUUUGUCAUUUUUCUACAGUACUGUGGUGUAAUUUUGCCUUAUCCAAUACAGAGGUUUGCAGACAAAACAGUUUUCUCUGAGUUAUCUGAACACACAUAUUUUUAGUUUGGAAACUCAUGGACUUGAGUUAUUUUAGUCUUACAUAGAACAUACUUGUCAAACAAACCAGGAAUGCUUUGGUUUUCUUAAAGCUAAUUUGGGAACAGAGUGGGAACCCAGAGACAAAAAUAAAAGGCUAAACAGUUGAGGGUUUUAGCAUUUGUACUGUGACUUUAGCAUUCAGCCUAGAGCAUAUGUAGGAUCCUAAAAAUGACCCCUUGUAUGUCUCCUUCUGAGGAGUUUUUUUUUUGAAGUAUGGAUUGUCUUUUUGUUAUACACAGUUUUUGUCAACGCCCCUUUUUUCCACGACUAGACGUGACAUUGACAUUUAAACAUAAGUCUUAGAUGACUAAAAUGUGACGAGACGAAUGUGCGUUUACAUUGACGAGACGAGACUAGACGAAAAUGUUAGUGGUGGACGAUGAACAGGGUUGCAAAAUUCAUUAGCAUUUCGUCAGUCAAACGCUAAACAUAUAUUCUCGCAGACACAAAACAAUGAGCACCGAGAGAAUUCAGUCAGAUUUAAUAUUUAACCGUCUGAGAGUUUAGUCUGAAUUUAGCCUGAAGGAAGAACAACAGGAGGGAGAGGAGGAGUGUGUGUGAGAGAGAGAGAGAGAGAGAGAGAGAGAGAGAGAGAGAGAGAGAGAGAGAGAGAGAGAGAGAGAGAGAGAGAGAGAGAGAGAGAGAGAGAGAGAGAGAGAGAGAGAGAGAGAGAGAGAGAGAGAGAGAGAGAGAGAGAGAGAGAGAGAGAGAGAGAGAGAGAGAGAGAGAGAGAGAGAGAGAGAGAGAGAGAGAGAGAGAGAGAGAGAGAGAGAGAGAGAGAGAGAGAGAUGUUUUCGGUGGUAAUUUUUACCUCAUCAUACAUUCGUUGUUAAACUUGGUUUCUGACACUUUCCUGAUUUCUGACACCUACCUCUUAAACUAAUCUGCAUAAAGAAGAUAACAGCAACCAUACCAUGAUUAUUGAUCCAGUAUCUCUUAAGUUGUUGAGUACCAUAGGAACCUUGGAUCACAUUUCUUUGUAAACAUACUGGCGUUUUAACAUAGUGUAUAGGCCAAAGCAAAAAAAAAAAAAAAAAAAAAAGACUUUAGCUUAGCACAGCUGCUUGUAGGGCUGGGCGAUAUGGCCUCAAAUCAAUAUCAGGAUAUAUUAAGCAAUUCACCUCGAUAAUGAUAAAUGGACAAUAACUACUCCACAAGCUGCUCACCCCCUCCCACAUUAACUUUGUCUACUUCAGCCGCCGCUCCAGCCGCUACAACUUUUGAACCCUCCUCCAUUUCCUCACCUGUCUUUCCCUCUUUGUUAUGGACUGGAACGGGGGGGGAGUCACGUCCAUGACGUAGGGCAGCAUCUUAAAGGGACAUGAAACCAUAGCUUACCUACACACAUCCAAAACCAACUUUUAUUUAGAAAUUUUUUUGGACACCAAAUAUACCGAUAUGGGCAAAAUGACAUUGGUUAUUGUCAUAAAUUUCAGUAUCGGUAAAUUUCGGUUUAUCGCCCAGCCCUAGAUGCUUGGACUCAUGUUGCUUACUUACUGCAGGUCCUUCUGGGGUAAAUUUUCCCAAUAUUUGAUUGCGGCUGCUUUUGCCACCAUGAAUUGUGUAUCAUUUACCAUCACUUUCUGACCAACCUCAACAUCCAAUUUAUAAAUUCCAUAACUAAUGAUAUCACUGCACACACUCAUCUCUUAGGUUUAGCAGCUGAGUACAGUAUGUCAUUUUCGGGGUGGAUUGUAGAGGCGAGCUGUCACCAGUGUUACCCUCCUCUUCACUGUCACACUGAUGGAGCCCAAUGUUUCCCAUAUAUAGACGUGAAGCUGGAAGGAGAGUGAGCAACUCUCUGUCCACUUAAUGGUGAAGCUCAAAUUUGGCAGAAGUGACACAAGUGUUAGUAUCUUUAAUACAACUUCCUUCCUGGAGCCAGUCAGCUAAAGCAGCCGGUGCAGAUAAAACAACACUCUCAUCCCCCCUCCUGUGUGAUGGCGCCACACAUCUGAGAAAAGACCGACUUUACCUCCUUUUAAAUUUGAUAUCACAACAUGGUUUAACACAGAAACAUUAUCAUGGUUUUUAUUCAUGGUAGUCUGAUCUAUUUGUUUUAUGUUUUUAUCAGGUGGAAAUAACAAAGUGUGUGGUGAAAAAGGAUCUAAUGCCUGAGCAGAACUGGCUAUCCACCAGCAUUGAUUCCUUAAAGUAUUUCCUCACAACGGUGUACGUCUACAUCAUGAAGGAGCAGUGA
Molecule: messenger RNA, 7974 nt
Organism: Xyrichtys novacula (pearly razorfish)
Lineage: Eukaryota; Metazoa; Chordata; Actinopteri; Labriformes; Labridae
Source: the annotation of a GenBank genome assembly